AUGGCCUCCAAAUGUCAGUCUGACUCUUCUAUCAGACUGCUGGCUUUCCAGCUCCAGACCAGACCCCAAAGACCAGACCCACCCCCAGUCAUAGCCGGCUGUGCCCAGAAGGUGGCGUCGGUGCACAGGACUCGCCGUGUCCGCAGGCUGCCUUCAUUGGACCACAUUGCAGUGGUAGUGGACCAAGGCUCAGGCUUCACCAAGGCGGGCUUCGCUGGGGAGGUCCAGCCGCGCGUCGUGCUGAAGAGCUCGAGUCUGAUGCCCAGUUGGGACCGGCCGGUGCUGCCGGGGGCACCGGGUUGUGAGCUGGCGGGAGGCGUGGCCCGUGCGCAUCCUAUCAAGCAUGGUGUGGUGGUGGACUGGGACGCACUGGAGGGACUGUGGGAGCGCAUAAUGGUGGGAGGCCUGCAGGUCCACCCGGAGCAGUGGCCUGUGCUGGUGAGCGACUCCCCAUCGGCACCACCCGAGGGCCGAGAGAAGGUGGCUGAGCUGCUGUUUGAAGCCCUAACAGUGCCUGCGUGCCACAUGGCCAGCACAGCUCUGCUGGCACUCUGCUCCACUGGAACGUUCAGUGGGCUGGCCGUAGAGGCCGGCGCGGGCGUGUGCCACGCCACACCCAUCUACGCUGGUCACUCCUGGCACAAGGCCACUUUCCGUCUGAACUUGGCAGGCAGCACCCUGUCGCGCUACUUUCGAGACCUGCUGGUGGCAGCGUGCCCUGAUCUUCAGCUGCAGGCUCUGCCCCGCAAGACAGUUACACAACUCAAGAAACGUUGCUGCUAUGUGUCGCUAGAUUUCCAAGGUGAUGUCUGUGACCCUGCCCGCCACCGGAGGGCCUGUUUUUGCCUGGGCAAUGACUAUUAUGUGCACCUCGGCAGCGAGCGCUUCCGCUGCCCUGAACCCAUCUUCCAGCCAAGUCUCCUAGGCCACCCUGAGCCAGGACUGCCCACGUUGGCCUUCCAGGCACUGCAAACGAUACCCACAACACUGCGGACACGGCUGGCCAAGUCGGUGGUACUGGCUGGUGGUUCCACCCUUUUCCCCGGCUUUGUGGAGCGCAUGACCCUGGAGCUGGAGGCACAGUGCCGGAGGCAUGGGUACUCGACCCUGCAGCCCUGCCUGGUGGCUCAGCCUGGGCGGGGCACAGCUGUGUGGACUGGAGGUUCCAUGAUGGCCUCCUUGCACUCCUUUCAGUGCCGCUGGGUGACUCGGGCCAUGUACUAUGAGUACGGCCCUUGUGUGGUGCGACACGUGUUCGAUUGA
Messenger RNA from Acomys russatus (golden spiny mouse), 1263 nucleotides. RefSeq names its product actin like 10 (gene Actl10). The record is from RefSeq and is a predicted model, not a curated record. The coding region runs from base 1 to 1263 and encodes 420 amino acids. The transcript has 2 exons. NCBI's taxonomy places the organism in Eukaryota, Metazoa, Chordata, Mammalia, Rodentia, Muridae.